GGCUCCGCCCGUUCCGUCUCGGUUUCUUUAAGGCCCCUGAGGCGCGGUGGCGGCGGCGUUGGUGGUGAAGGGGGCUGGGGGGCGUCUGGGUAUGGGCGUGCUCGGGCAUGGGGUGCUCUCUGGGUUUGAGCUGUCCUCUGGGAGGUGGCUGUGGCGCUCAGCUUAGGGCCCAAUGUUUGUGGGAUAGGGCUUCCCCCUCAGCUGUGCUGGUAGGGAGGUUGCUGAGGCUGGGCCUGGUGCGGAGGGCCGUGGAGACCCGGGGGGUUGGGGGGGCGGGGGGCAGGCUCCCAAUCUGUUUGAACUUCCUUCUUUAUCCUCUUCUUUCGUGUGAGAUGUGCCUAGCCUAGCUGUCUGGCUCCUCUCUUCCUGGUAGCUCCCUUGUGCUUUGUAGGUGUUACUUAUUUUGUACACGUUUGCAUCUCCCUGGCUGGUCGCUGUGGUUGGUGGUGGUUAUUCCUGCUUUGCAGAAGGAGGGCCACUCCUGCUGACUCCCUCCUCCAGCCCUGUGGGUCAUACAGCUGAAUCAGGGAUGGUAAAAGUAGCCCUGAGCGGUGCUGCUUGAAGCGUUUCAUCCUAUGGAUGUGUCUCUGUAUCCCUAAACUUUUGAUUUGAUGUGUUGUGACAUAAAAGCAAGUGUUAUUUAGUCUUACAAAAUGGAUAGAUGGAGGAUUCAACAGGUGUCAGUUGUGCUUAAUAGUAUGUGGGUGGGUGGGAGAGAAAAAGGUCAGUAGUCUUAAUCAGUCUUAAUAUUGGUUCAAGUCUUCUAAUGUUUAGUUAUCUAUUUUGCCUGUGAUUCUUGCAGGAGUGGUAUAGAAAGGUCUCCCUAAUCAAACAAAACAAAUAAGGCACUGGAUGACCAUAACUAAACAAUGUCUGUACCACGUGGAGCUGUUCAUGCAAAAUGGAUAGUAGGGAAAGUAAUAGGAACCAAAAUGCAGAAAACUGCUAAAGUGAGAGUGACGAGGCUUGUGCUAGAUCCAUACUUACUAAAGUUCUUUAACAAACGAAAAACCUAUUUUGCCCAUGAUCCGUUGCAGCAGUGUGUUGUUGGAGACAUUGUUCUUCUGAAAGCUUUGCCUGAGCGAAGGAGCAAACAUGUGAAACAUGAACUUGCUGAAAUUGUUUUCAAGGUUGGAAAUGUCAUAGAUCCAAUAACAGGAAGGCCCUGCGCGGGAACCAGAUUCCUUGAAAAUCUGUCGGACUCGGAAAAUCUGACAGAGGCAGAUGCUACCUACCUAAGUGAAAAACUUCAGGAACUUAAAGUUUGUUCAACAGACAAAUAGAGAAAAUAUUUAAGCAGAGGGUUUUUCAGCUUGUCUCUGUCAGGGAUGUUUGGGGCCCUGCUGUUGUAUGUUAAAUGUUUCAGUGAAAUCUGUUGUCAAAAUAAAUAGUAAACAUAGUUGCUUAUAAGAACAGAUGUUACAGAUGGAUAGCACCUCAAAUCUUUAAAUGAAAAUACAGAGAAAAUUAGUUUAGUGUUAACACUUCAUUUUGUUGCAUGUAGUUUUGCCCCAAGCUUUGACAGUUUCAAAAGCCAGCUGCUCACUUGGGAUAACUUCGGUAUUGAGAAAGACAAGAAUAUAACUGUAUAAUGCUUAGGCUUGGUGGGAGGGUCAUUAUAUUAUUUGAUUGUUCUGUAUUUCAGACAGUCUUUUGUGGUUUGUAGUAUUACUUCAGAUAAUGCUAUUAAACCUUUUGAAAGGAAGUGUGUAGCAUUUUAAAACCAUCUACCUGCAUGUGUCCUUAUUUCCUCUUACAGUUGCUCAUACCACAUUGCAUUAUCUUCUAACUUCCAAAAUCUCUAACAAAAACAAAGCCACUUGCCUUUAUAAUGGGAGUAAGGUGAGAAUAAAAAAAUCUGGGUAGCUUAGCAUGGUUGUCUUUAACCUGUCCAAAGGAAGUAUUUAGUUCUCAGAGAUGGAUCUCUUUGAACUGCUAGCAGGAAAUAAAACCUGAUGAGAAUAGAGCCAAAAAAAUUAGAAGUAAAGAUGGUUAGAUUUGGUCUCAUCAGAAAAGCUAAUUAAAACAGCACAUUUUGGAGGAAGUACAGGUACUGAUUUGCUGCAUGCUUUUGUAUGAAACUAGAAGGCUAUAGCAGUUAAUGAUUAAAGAUUGCUUUAUCCUGCUACAGCUCUGGGGAUCUCCUGUCCUGUCCUCCAGGACAUAAAGCAAACUAAGAGUGUGCAGCUGUUACAGCAGCCUCAUGUUGCUGACUUGUCAUUCAGAUCUAAAGGGGCAUCUGCCUCAAAAUCCAGCAUCUGUGGGGACAGCAUUCCAUGUCUCUGUAUGGAGGGGGGAGUGGUGCAUUAAAGCUGUGAGACCCAGUUUGAAGUGUCUACCUAUGGCAUGGUCUUUAAAAUGAGAAGCUAAACAAGGUGUAUCUGACCUAAAAUACCUUACUUCAAGAAACUGAGCCAGCUUACACUAGUAAACUAUCAAUUGUAUUCUCUUCCAUUGUCACUGGUGUGAAUCAUUUGCCCUUUAACUUUCUUCACCUGUAAGAAAUCAAUUUCAGCUCCUUGCAAAUGGCUGAUGAAGUCAAAUUGAGCUCAGCAAAUUAUUUGGGCCAGAAAGAAUGAAAAACUUAAGGUUUCUUCAGUGCUUCAAACCAAAAAAUACUGCUCUUUGAAUGCUAGUCCUGGAGUACUGUCCUGCAGGUCAGAUCAGUAAGCUGGGAUGUCAAGACACCUUGAUUCAAAUGUCUCUCUAAAUCAGUAAUGUGGACAUGGUCUCUGGCUUUGAGGAAGUGUCUUAAAUGUAUGGUUGUAGGUUAUACUUGUUGAUGUUUGAAGUGGUUUAGGUUUAUGUAAAUUACUUAGUAACUAUAGCUGGCUGAUUAAGGCCCUGAUCAAAGUGGAAGGAAACCUGGGCUCUGACUCCUGCUCGAAUGCAUGUAAAAUGUGAAACUUCAUCCCUAGCAGGGAUUGAAAGAAAUCAGAUGCAGGCUAGAACAUAGCCUUGGGCUGUAGGAAAUAAACUUUUAAGUUGUAUCCAAGCAGGCAGCAAAGGAAUUUGACCCUCAGUACUUGGGAUAUGAGUGUUUGAAUAACUAGAUGUAUCAUGUUUAUAAGAAAUAGAAGUUUCCUGUUUGGUUAAUGAGUUGCAUCUACAUGUGAUUAGGGAAGUAAGUAUUUCCCUGUAUUUCCUGUGAUUUUUCUUGAGUAGCUGUGAAAAUGUCAUAUUUUUUUCUAAGACUGAUUCAUCACAGAAGGUCGUCAGCUUUCUUCAGUUUACAGGUAGGCUCUCAGAGGGUUGCUCAAGAACUCAAGAUGCUGUCAGAUCAAAAUGUGAUUAAAUGUACAUAGUCUGAAAUGUAACUCGUUUUUAAAAGAAUGAUGGCAAUUGUAGCUUUAACUGGUUUUUAAAGAGGCUCCACAAACAUUGUACUUAUGUUAAAGCACAUUGGGUGUGCUAGCCGCUGGCUUGCUCUCACAGAGCACUGAUGUGAAGUCAUGAAAUGGCAAUGGAACCUCCAGAGCGGAAUGACAUAAACUUUGUAUGUGCUAUGUAGAAA
Molecule: messenger RNA, 3514 nt
Organism: Grus americana (Whooping crane)
Lineage: Eukaryota; Metazoa; Chordata; Aves; Gruiformes; Gruidae
Gene: MRPS17
Product: mitochondrial ribosomal protein S17
Exons: 3
Coding region: 870-1283 (137 amino acids)
Biological process (GO): mitochondrial translation
Cellular component (GO): ribosome; mitochondrial small ribosomal subunit
Molecular function (GO): structural constituent of ribosome
Source: RefSeq, a predicted model, not a curated record